Messenger RNA from Camellia sinensis, 777 nucleotides. The record is from RefSeq and is a predicted model, not a curated record. NCBI's taxonomy places the organism in Eukaryota, Viridiplantae, Streptophyta, Magnoliopsida, Ericales, Theaceae.
AUGGGAGAAAGGAAGGUGUUGAACAAGUACUACCCGUCGGACUUCGAUCCAGCAAAGAUUCUGAGGCGGAGGCAGCCAAAGAACCAGCAAAUGAAAGUGCAGAUGAUGCUUCCCAUGAGCAUUCACUGUGGCACCUGCAGCAAUUACAUCUACAAAGGUACCAAGUUCAACUCCCACAAGGAAGACAUCAUCUGCGAGACAUACUUGGGGAUCCAAAUAUUCAGGUUUUAUUUCAAAUGCACUAAGUGCUCUGCUGAGUUAACAAUAAAGACCGACCCGCAAAAUUCAGACUAUGUUGUUGAGUUGGGUGCAUCACGGAAUUUCGAACUUUGGCAUGCAAAGGAUGAGGAAGCAGAUAAGGAAAAACAAAAAAGGGAAACUGAAGAGAUGGGAGAUGUAAUGAAAUCCUUGGAGAAUAGAACCUUGGAUUCAAAAAGAGAGAUGGACAUCCUUGUUGCCCUGGAUGAAGUGAAGUCCAUCAGCUCAAGACAAGCAACUAUCAGUGUAGAUGCAAUGCUGGAGAUCUUGCAAUGCUUAGUUGAGGAAAAGGAAAAGAAGUUGGAAGAAGAGGACAGAGCACUCAUAAAAUCAUUAUUUGGAGUACCAAGAGAGGUCGUUCGCAGGACCGAUGAUGAUGUUCUUGAUGAUGAUGAAGAUUUAUCUCAGAUUUCAACUGACAACGCAGAAACAUCAAACAAUAAUUCAAAAGGGAGAAAGGUUUUUGAAGAACUUCCCACUAAAAGGUUUCUGAAGAACUUCCCACUAAUAGGUUUCUGA